AUGAAUAAAGAGCAAAUAAAUUAUGAAUUAUUAAACUUAAAAAGGGAAAAUUAUCCUAAAUAUUUACUGAAUACUAGGCAAAGUGGCGAAGCUUUGGAAUUAUUAACUAACUUAAAAGAAAGCAGUGUUAGUUUAGUAUUUUUUGACCCUCAAUAUGAACCAGUAAAGAAUGUUCUGGCGGUCAAUUAUCCGCUUUAUUCCCAAAUAAAUAAAACUUUGUUAGGAAAUGACCGCAUUCCGCUAUGGUUGUUAAAAACUCCUACUUUAAAAAUAGUGGAUUUUCUGUUAUUUAAAAAUAGAAGUUUUGGAAAUGUUUGGGAGGAGAAUGUUGUGCCGGUUAGCAAAAGAAAACACCCACAUCAAAAACCAAGAGAGUUAAUAAAAGCCUUAAUUGAGGCGACUACUGAAAAAGGAGACUUAAUUGUUGACCCUUGUGCGGGUUCUUUUGUGGUGUUGGAAGUUUGUCAAGAGUUAAAGAGGGAGUUUUGUGGAGUUGAUUUAACUUUUAAAGAAUUGAAGGAAUUUCUAGAAAAAAGGUAA
Funneliformis geosporum is the source of this 540-nucleotide messenger RNA. Lineage: Eukaryota; Fungi; Glomeromycota; Glomeromycetes; Glomerales; Glomeraceae. The record is from the annotation of a GenBank genome assembly.